Athene cunicularia (burrowing owl) is the source of this 1816-nucleotide messenger RNA. RefSeq names its product endomucin (gene EMCN). The coding region runs from base 108 to 992 and encodes 294 amino acids. The transcript is spliced from 11 exons. Lineage: Eukaryota; Metazoa; Chordata; Aves; Strigiformes; Strigidae. The record is from RefSeq and is a predicted model, not a curated record.
UCUCUACACACCUUUUUCCAUGGAGUAAUUAAGGCCUGCCUCAGAGUGAGAGUGCACUCCCUGCCCAGCUGUGUAAGGGAGAGCUGACAGCACCACCACUACCAAGCAUGAAGAUCCUGGGGAUUGCCUUCUUUUUCCUAGCUGUACUCUGUGUUUGCACGGUAGGAGAAAAUGGUAUUCUAACCACAGCCGUCAGUGAAAAUGUGUCUACAUCAACAUCAAAGUCUGUAACAGAAGCUGUAAAUGGAUCAACUUCACAAGCAACAACAUCGCAAACGUUGGUGCUGACAACAACUGCAGUCAGAGAUACAAAUGAAUCCAUCACAAGCAACUCCACGCCUCCUUCACCUAACGCUACACAACAAAUAACACAACAAAUAAUACAAGAUAAAACCACACAACCACCAGUAAAAGUGACCACUACAUCGUCAGAUCAAAGUGACAGCACAAGAAACACUACACAAACAAGUAGAACACAGUUGGCCCAAAAUGAGAGUUUGGAUGUUUCAUCUACUAAGGGAUGGUCUUUUUCUUCUACAGUCUUUCUACAAAAAACCACUUCUGAUCCUGAAACCUCAGGCCUUCACGUGAGAUCCCCAACAGAAUCAACAAUUUCUGACAGUCCUGAAAGCGAUUCUGGAAAGAAGAAGGUGACAGGGAUUGAUAUCCAUUAUUCUAGUGUUAUCUUGCCAGUUGUCAUCAGCUUGAUAGUCAUUACCCUCUCUGUCUUCUCACUGGUAGCUUUGUACAGAAUAUGCCAGAAGAAAACUCCAGAGAGACAAGAGAACAGCACUGAACAGGCCCAGUCAGAUAAAGAAGGAGUCAAACUUCUUUCUGUGAAGACAACCUCUUCUGAGACUGCUGGAUAUUUAACAAAAUAUCAAACUGCUGAGCCACUAGACUCCAAAAUUGUUCUAAACAACUCUAUGUGCAGUCUCAAGGCGUGCUGCAGCCCUGUAUCUGAAAACAUGUGUUACCUUUAUUACCCUUGAAAAGAGAGCAUUUGUAUUACCAUUUCUUCUCCAGUAUAUGAUCAUUCUCUUCAUCACUGAAUUGUUAGUUGGCACUGACAAUUAUAAACCCUAUAAUGCAAGUAUCUUCAGACACAUUUUCAACCAUGGAGUAGUGAUAACCUGGUUUUGUUUCAGAAUUCUUGCAGGCUCCUGUCCUCAUGGGAGUGCAGUAGCAAAGCAAUGCAAGAGCAUCCCUGCCUGCAAUGAAUCACAUUGGACAAUCAUUGAUAUGAUAGGGGAUGUUGACCCCAGCAAUAGUUUGUGGCAGAUCACUGCUUCCAGGGAUUAUGUGUAUAGCACCGGGAAAUCUAGAUAGGGUAUGUGAGUGUCUGUGUGCUGCGUCCUCAGGGUCUUCAGUAAGGCAAAUUCAGCACUCCUGUCCCCACCACCGCUGUUGGCAGGUACCACUUGAGCAGCCUGCCUCCUGCAGCCAGCUCAGCCUCACCCAUUUCAUACUCUGAUCCAAAGCCUAUGGACAUCAACGGGAAGUUACCCGGGGAGCUAUACUGCCUCUGGAGCCUCUCCUUAGACAAGUUAUUUUCCUGUGGUGCAGAGUAUCAGUCUUCCAUAUAAGUCUGACUAGUUUCGAGCAUAGGCAGAGCAACCAGCUCAGAGUGAACACCACCUUUUUUAAACAUCCUUGCCAAUUUUUCCCAUUCACACCUUAUUAAAUCUUCUAUUUCUGUAUAUUGAACAAAGAAAGUAAAAACACGCAGAAGGAAGAAAUAAUAAAGGGAGAAAUAAAAAUAAAUUUUAAAAGAAAUGAGAGUUCUUUAAAAUCUCAUUCCUUUGUUAGUACAAUU